This is a messenger RNA of Lasiodiplodia theobromae, 1044 nucleotides long. RefSeq names its product Nicotinamide N-methyltransferase. Lineage: Eukaryota; Fungi; Ascomycota; Dothideomycetes; Botryosphaeriales; Botryosphaeriaceae. The coding region runs from base 1 to 1044 and encodes 347 amino acids. The record is from RefSeq and is a predicted model, not a curated record. The transcript has 4 exons.
AUGAAAGUCUCGUCGGGUGAGAUGCAGGCCCUGCAGGUCUUCCGCGCGCAAUAUUUCCAGCUCCUCGAUCUGGUGCAAAUGCGCUGGCCCGAGGCGCAGCUCCUCAAGAGGCCCGACGUCCAGGCAUGGCUCUUUGCGGAAAUGUUCGACAGGGACUCUAUUCAGUAUCCGCCGCCCGAGAGGUACCAGAUGCGCGUACUCAAGCGGGUUGUUUCCACCAUCGAGCAAGCUAUCGACAAUCCCGAAGAGGAUGAAUUAUCAGACGAUCUCAUGUCUUCUCUAUCUCUUCUCCUAGGCUCCAACCUUCCGUCUGAAUCCGCAUCGGCCCAGACGAAGUCGUACGUAACUUACAACUUUGGCAAUGAUCGUGCAGUCACGCUGCUUGAGUCUCGCGCUGUCAUCUCUUCAUCCGGAACCACUGGGCUUCGCACGUGGGAGGCUGCGUUGCAUCUAGGGGCCUAUCUGGCUAGCGAGUCUGGCCAGCAGUGGGUCCGAGGUAAAAGAGUGCUCGAAUUAGGAGCCGGCACCGGUUUACUUUCCAUACUAUGCACCAAGCACCUGCAAGCCACAAAGGCCACGGCAACCGACGGAGAUGAGGGCGUGGUCGAUAGUAUCAAGACGAACCUGUUUCUCAAUGGGCUUGAUGCCCAAGGAAGCACAGACUCGAUAGUGCUGAGAUGGGGUUGGAGCUGGGCACUGGAAGAGAGUCUCUACUACGAGGGCUCGAAAGAUCAAUAUGACGUUGUUCUUGGGGCGGACGUCACCUACGACAAAGCCGUCAUCCCGGUUCUGGUGUCCACCCUUGCUGAUUUGUUGCAGCACCAGCCCUCGCUGCAAAUUCUGAUCGCUGCUACAAUUCGUAACGAGCAGACAUUUGAGGCAUUUGAUGUGGCUUGCCGCCGGAACAAGUUGAGCGUUGAGGACAUGGACUUUGCACCGCCACCGGGUGACGACCAGAAUGGCCCGUUCUACCCAACGUCGACGCCCAUCCGCAUCAUCCAAGUAUCAAAAACUGGAGACACUGACCCCUUUGCCGUCCAAUGA